Sabethes cyaneus is the source of this 6105-nucleotide messenger RNA. RefSeq lists its product as uncharacterized. Bases 1 to 6105 code for a protein of 2034 amino acids. The transcript has a single exon. Gene Ontology annotation, molecular function: nucleic acid binding. Lineage: Eukaryota; Metazoa; Arthropoda; Insecta; Diptera; Culicidae. Gene Ontology annotation, biological process: DNA integration. The record is from RefSeq and is a predicted model, not a curated record.
AUGUCGUCUUCCAAACACUCCAAAAGUGGAUCAGAUAAGGUAACGGACACACGGAGCGGUUCGAGUAAGUUAGCAGCCGCAGACACCGCGAAGCUGAUCCCGUCGAGUCAUCCGAAUACCAAUAUUGGUCCCUCUCCUAAUGCCGAGGUAAAUGUAGAUAUUACCGAUAAGUUAAAUAGAAUCGACCUGGAAAAGGUCCCGAAUAAACAGACUACUGUACUGAAUAAAAACAGUAAAGCCAGUAAUGUCGUCACCGUCGUUAGACGCAAUCCGCCGCGUAACGGUCGCGCGAUUCGGGUGUCAAACUGUCAGUUAUGUGAUGAGCUAGACAACGAUAACAUGGUUCAGUGUGAUAGUUGCGACUUGUGGUACCAUUUCAUAUGCGUGAACGUGACAUCGGAAAUUGAAAAUAUGAGCUGGAGUUGCUCUAGAUGUUGGGCUGCGGUCAGUAACAAGCAAGUGGCUCCCCCCGUAGAAAAGUCGAUCCAUCCGGGUCCGCCCCCUUCUAGGCAAUCGAGAAAUAGUGUGAGAAGUGGUAAAAGCGAGACGAGGAGAAGGUUAAAGCUGCAGUUGCAGAAGAUUGAGGAAGAAAAGAAACUUGAAAAGCAGUUUCUGGACAAAAAAUAUGAGGCAUUGCUUGAGUACGGUAGUGAAGCUUCCACCGUAUUGAGUGACACUGAGUCUUUUGUCGAUCAGGCGUCGAAGGUGGAGCAAUGGGUAGCUGACACAGAACACUGUGGUGGAGGUACGGAUUCAGGUCUAGCAGCUGAUGAGUUGGAGAGGCACGUAGCGAAAAACUCGAUGUGGCCUACAGAGCACCACGCUCAGAAUCUCAGACAAAGCGGACAACAGUCAACGUUUCCCCCAGGCGGUCAAGCGCCACAAGAAGAUUAUAGUAUCCGAUUUACAGUUCCCCCUAAUGCGACUAGCCUUCCAAUGCGACGUUCACAGAACCAGUAUCCACAUGCAGCGGCGCUGAUGGGGACAAGCCAAUUCAACCCGAGGCAGAGGUCAACUCCAACAGGACAAGGACGAGCAAUGGCGUCUAUGGGCGACGAAACGGUUUGCAUUCUCAACAGAACUCAACUAGCCGCACGACAAGCGGUUUCAAAAGACCUUCCGGAGUUUAAUGGUAACCCUGAGGACUGGCCACUCUUUUUUUCUGCCUUUACAAACUCUACCCAGAUGUGUGGAUUCUCUAACGAAGAGAACAUGCUUCGUCUUCGAAAGUGCUUGAGGGGAAGAGCCUUAGAAGCGGUUAAGUGUCGCCUACUCCACCCUUCCAACGUCGGAGGCGUCCUGUCCACGUUAAAAAUGUUAUACGGAAGGCCGGAAGCAAUUGUGCAAGCGAUCGUGAAGAAGGUUCGAACCCUGCCAUCGCCAAACAUCGACAGGCUAGAAACGGUGGUCAACUUCGCACUCACGGUGGAAAACUUGGUUGCGACAAUCCAAGCAUGCGAAGUACAUGAUUUCGUAUACAACGCUUCAUUACGUUACGAAUUGGUGGAACGACUACCUUCUACGUUGAAGCUGGACUGGGCUAAACAUUCUAGAGACAAACCCAAUCCAAAUUUAGUCGAUUUCAGUUCGUGGCUUUAUUCUACGGCAGAGGAUGCUAGUGCGGUGAUGCCAUCGGUAAGCGGUGAAUCAAGGUACCGUCCCAGUAGAAAGGAUGGAUGUCUGAAUGUGCAUUCUGAAAGCGAGUCGAGUAAUAACGCACUUUACAUGACGCCAUCGCAAGCGAAAUCAACCGUUUCCAGUGAAUCGAACAUGCGCUGCCCCAUAUGUAUGGAAGGUUGCACAAGCGUUACAAAAUGCCAGCGUUUCGCAGAACUUAGCAAUGACUCAAGGUGGGCGGCAGUGCGAGAAUGUAAACUGUGCCGUAAGUGUCUACGGAAACACAACGGAUCGUGCAGACAACAGAAGGCAUGUGGCACGAAUGGUUGUACUUACUUACACCAUCCUCUUCUCCAUUCCGAUAAGCAACAAUUAAACAGUUUUUCUUCACCGGUACCAACCGCACCUACAUCAGCGGGAACAUCGCAACAGAGUUGUAAUAUACAUCAGGGUCAAUCGCAACUCUUAUUCCGAAUACUUCCGGUUAUUCUCUACGGGCCGGAAAAAGCUGUAAAAGUCUACGCGUUUAUAGACGACGGCUCUGACAUCUCGUUAAUGGAAGAGCAAUUGGCGGAAGAGCUGGGAGUCAUUGGGCCAAUGAAAUCCUUAUGUCUUGGGUGGACAGGAGGUGCACACCGAACGGAGGCCUCCUCAGAGUGCGUGAAUUUGCGAAUCUCGAGCUGCAGUAAGCAACCGAAGCAGUAUGAAUUGUCCUCCAUACACACAGUGAAAAGCCUCAGAAUACGGCCGCAAACACUUCAGUACUCCGAACUUCAAACAAAAUAUCCUUACCUCUCGGGUCUGCCGAUCGAGUCGUAUGAGAAUGCCUACCCCCGCAUUUUAAUAGGAGUAGACAACCUUGGCAUCGGAAAUAUCCAGAAAUGUCGGGAAGGACGAAAUCACGAGCCAGUUGCUGUUAAAAUGCGUAUCGGAUGGACACUAUUUGGCAGAUGCGCACCUGAAGGCAAUGUCAAACAUUCUAUCAACUACCAUUCAGUCAGUGUUUGUAGAUGCAACAAGGACCUGGAUGAAGACCUUCAUCAAAUCGUUAAAAACUUCUUCUCCCUAGACAGUCUCGGCAUCAGCAAGCCCGAGAAACUCCUACAGUCGCCAGAAAACCAACGUGCACACAUACUGCUCGAAACGCUAACGAUACCUAGAAAUAAAUGCUACGAGACUGGACUUCUCUGGAAGUACGACGAAAUCCGUCUUCCAGACAGCAAAGCUAUGGCCCUGAAGCGGUGGCAGUGUCUAGAUCGUCGUAUGAAGCAGGACCCAGUGUUGGCGAAAGCAGUAAAAGAUAAAAUCGAAGAUCAUAUUCGGAAAGGAUAUGUGCGAAAGCUGUCGGAGGAAGAAAUACAGGCGAAGCAUUCUCGUGUCUGGUACUUACCCAUGUUCCCGGUAGUAAACCAGAAUAAACCAGGGAAGACAAGGCUCGUUUGGGACGCAGCGGCAGCCGUCCAUGGUGUAUCGCUAAACUCCGUGCUAUUAAAGGGUCCAGAUCUACUCACUUCUUUGUUGUCGAUUCUGAUUCAGUUUCGCGAAUAUCGGACUGCCGUGUGUGGUGACAUUCGCGAGAUGUAUCACCAAGUUCGUAUACGGGAGGAAGACCAACACAGUCAGCGAUUUUUCUGGAAAGACGAUGAGACCGACUCCGGUCCGAGUACUUACGUCGUACAGGUUAUGACAUUUGGAGCCUGCUGCUCACCGAGUACCGCACAGUACGUAAAAAAUACUCACGCACGAAAAUUCGAGCAGGAAUACCCUGCAGCCGUUGAAGCGAUCGUAAAACAUCACUACGUCGACGAUAUGCUGCUGAGUGUUGAAUCGGAGUCACAAGCAGCUCAGUUAUCUGCAGAAGUCAAAAGAAUACAUGCGUUGGCGGGAUUCGAAAUCCGUAACUGGGCGUCAAAUUCACCGGCGGUAUUACAAGCGAUGCAUGAACCGACGAUAGGAGAGAAAAACCUAAGCGGUGAGAAUACGGUCGAGAAGAUUCUCGGUAUGUGGUGGAACACUUCAACGGAUAACUUCACAUUCAAGAUCUCCACCCGUAUUGACAAGCUCUUGUUGUCUGGAUGCCGUCGACCAACUAAAAGGGAAGUUCUUCGGACGCUUAUGAUGAUAUUUGAUCCAUUAGGACUCAUUGGACACUUCUUGAUGAUCCUGAAAACACUUCUCCAGGAAAUCUGGCGUACUUCCAUAGGUUGGGAUGAUAUGAUUGACAACACACAUUUCGAGAAGUGGACAACUUGGUGUGCAGCGCUUCCAAGGAUAACGACUAUUAAAAUCCCGCGAUGUUACCGAAUAGUGACGUCUACUGCAAACGAAACUGUAGUUCAGCUUCAUACGUUCGUUGAUGCGAGCGAAACGGGCUACGCCUCUGUGGCUUAUCUAAGAUAUCAAGAAGGGAGCGCCAUCGAGUGCGCCCUUGUGGGUUCUAAAACAAAGGUUUCACCCCUGAAAUUCUUAUCUAUUCCCCGUUCCGAACUUCAAGCUGCGGUUAUUGGCGUCCGACUGGCCGAAACCAUAUGUCAAUCACUAUCAGUCCAUGUGCAUCGACGCUUCUUUUGGACGGAUUCCAAGGACGUACUCUGCUGGUUGAAUUCUGAUCACCGGCGUUUUAACCAGUAUGUCGCGUUCAGGGUCAGCGAGAUACUUGAGGCUACCGAAGUACGAGAAUGGAACUGGAUUCCAAGCAAGCAGAACGUUGCCGAUGAGGGCACUAAGUGGAAAGGCAACCCGGACUUAUCCGCCACUAGUCGCUGGUUUCGAGGACCACAGUUUCUGUGGAAGCCAUCCGAGCACUGGCCAGUUUCGAAUAAACCUGUUGGAAAAACUACCGAAGAACUGCGUCCUCAUCUACUGUACCACACCAAGACCGAAGCUCCGUUAAUAGACGUUAGCCGUUUUUCCGAUUGGCAGAAGAUACUCCGAUGUACUGCACGUAUUUUUCGAUUCGUGCACAAUGUUAAAUCUUACAAACAGAAGAAAGAGCGUAAAUAUGGACCACUAGAAAGAGAGGAGUUCGUGAAUGCCGAGUGCUACUUGUUUCGCAUCGCACAGACGGCAGCUUACACAGAUGAAAUCGCUAUUCUCUCCAAAAACUUAAACACGGAAAAUCCAGAUAAAUGCUUUCCAAAAAACAGUCCUCUUUAUCACCAGUGCGCCUUUCUCGAUCAUUAUAACGUACUCAGAGCUCAAGGUCGAACACGUGCCUGUUCGUUUAUUACUAAAGACGCUGCUCAACCAGUUAUUCUCCCCCGCGAGCACCCAAUUACCUGGCUUAUCCUGCACGAUUUCCACAAACGGUUCAACCACCAGAACCACGAAGCAACGAUGAACGAAAUCCGGCAACGGUUUCGUAUCUCCAAGCUAAAAGCGACAUACAAAAGAGUCCGCCAGGACUGCCAAAAGUGUAAAAAUAGUCACGCGUCACCUCAGCCUCCUUUAAUGGCUGACCUGCCGCCACAACGGCUUGCUGCAUUUGCCCAACCCUUUACACACAUGGGGGUGGACUAUUUCGGUCCUAUGUUGGUAAGCGUAGGAAGACGCUCCGAAAAACGGUGGGGAGUCCUCGCAACAUGCCUUACUAUUCGCGCUAUCCACAUUGAACUAGCUCAUUCACUGACGACCGACUCUUGCAUUCUGGCAAUACGUAACAUUAUGGCUAGGAGAGGCGUACCGGCGACUAUCAUCAGCGACCAUGGAACUAACUUUCAGGGAGGCAGUAAAGAACUGCGAGAAGCCCUACAGAAUGUUAAUCAAGAGCAACUGAUAAAAGAGUUCACAACUUCCGACACGGAAUGGACUUUCAUCCCAACGGCGUCACCGCAUAUGGGCGGCGCUUGGGAACGCCUCAUCCGGUGCGUGAAGUCCAACCUCUACAAACUGCAAUGGAGAAGGCUUCCGACCGAUGAGAUCCUUCAUAGCACGCUUCUGGAGAUCGAAAACAUGAUUAACUCACGGCCAUUGACAGAUAUCCCUAUGGACGAAGACGACGACUCACCGGUACUCACACCAAAUCAUUUCUUGCUGGGAUCGUCGAAUGGGCUCAAACCAUGGGUACCGUGCAACGUAGAUCCCACGAUGCUGCGAAAUAACUGGAAACAGUCACAGCGUAUGACCAACGAGUUCUGGCGUUGGUGGCUAAGGGAUUAUCUUCCCGUCAUUACCCGGCGUACCAAGUGGUUUACUAAAGUGAAACCACUCGAAACAGGAGACGUGGUGAUCAUCGUAGACCCAAAUGGUCCUCGCAAUAGCUGGCCAUUGGGACGCAUCAUCGCCACCAAAUCAGGAACGGAUGGACAAGUGAGAAGCGCUACCGUGCAAACCAACAAAGGCAUCUACGAACGACCUGCGGUGAAACUCGCGGUGCUCGACGUAGGCGUUAGGGAUCAACACGCCUUCGGAAGACCUCCUGCGCAUUCGGGGGGGAGUGUAAGCUCACCCGUCGAUCAGUCAACCCCUCGUUUCACCGCUACGACGUAG